Molecule: messenger RNA, 2243 nt
Organism: Asparagus officinalis (garden asparagus)
Lineage: Eukaryota; Viridiplantae; Streptophyta; Magnoliopsida; Asparagales; Asparagaceae
Product: transmembrane 9 superfamily member 1-like
Exons: 12
Coding region: 119-1867 (582 amino acids)
Biological process (GO): protein localization to membrane
Cellular component (GO): membrane
Source: RefSeq, a predicted model, not a curated record
CUCCUCCUCUCUCUUUCGCACUUUCUCUCGAUCGUGGCCAAAAAAUAAAAAAUUAAAAAAUAAUAAUAAAAAGAGGCGAAAAUUCGAGCUAGGGCGUUUUCCCGCAAUUCAAUCAACGAUGCAUUGUUUUUCUCGAUUCUUCGUCGUCGUCCUCCUCGUCGCUGCAUCGGCCUCCGCCUCGGAGUCCAAUCACAAGUAUCAAGUUGGUGAUCCUAUAACUCUCUGGGUAAAUAAAGUUGGCCCUUAUCACAAUCCUCAAGAAAUGUACAAUUAUUAUAAUCUUCCAUUCUGCAAACCAUCUGAGCAUCCCACACAUAAGUGGGGUGGACUUGGGGAGGUUUUGGGUGGUAAUGAGCUUAUUGACAGCCAGAUCGACAUAAAAUUUCAAAGAGAUGUUGACAAGGGCACCAUUUGUACCCUUGAACUUGAUAAUGCAAAGGUGAAGCAGUUUACAGAUGCAAUAGAUAACUCAUAUUGGUUUGAACUCUUCAUGGAUGAUUUGCCCUUAUGGGGUUAUGUGGGAGAAAAGGAUAAAAAUGAUGAAAACAAACAUUAUCUUUUCACACACAAGAAAAUUCUCGUACAGUAUAAUGGUAAUCAGAUUAUUCACGUCAAUCUUACUCAAGAAUCUCCAAAGCUCCUGGAAACUGGGAAACCAAUAGAAAUGACAUAUUCAGUCAAAUGGUCAGCAACAAAUGUUACAUUUGCACAUCGUUUUGAUGUUUACUUAGACUACCCUUUUUUCGAACACCAGAUUCAUUGGUUUUCCGUUUUCAAUUCUUUUAUGAUGGUUAUUUUCCUGACUGGCUUGGUAUCCAUGAUAUUGAUGCGAACUCUUCGAAAUGAUUAUGCAAAAUAUGCUCGUGAAGAUGACGAUCUGGAGUCUCUGGAAAGAGAUGUGAGUGAAGAAUCUGGAUGGAAACUUGUCCAUGGUGAUGUCUUCCGACCACCUCGCAACUUGGUUCUUCUUUGUUCUGUUGUUGGUACUGGUGCUCAGCUGGCACUGCUUACUCUCAUAGUGAUCCUUUUGGCAAUAUUUGGGACGUUAUACAUCGGGCGAGGAGCUAUUAUAACAACUUUCAUAGUGUGCUAUGCUCUUACUUCAUUCGUUUCAGGCUAUGUAAGUGGUGGUCUUUACUCGCGGCAUGGCGGCAAAAGCUGGAUAAAGUCGAUGAUCCUCUCAGCAUCUCUGUUCCCAUUUCUAUGCUUUGCAAUUGGUUUCAUACUCAACACAGUUGCUAUCUUCUAUGGGUCGCUCGCAGCUAUUCCUUUUGGGACAAUGGUGGUAGUGUUCAUACUUUGGGCUUUCAUCUCUUUUCCGCUCGCACUUCUAGGCACCGUUGUGGGCAGGAAUUGGAGUGGUGCUCCAAAUAACCCAUGCCGUGUGAAGACUAUUCCUCGUCCUAUCCCAGAGAAGAAAUGGUAUCUAACACCCUCUGUGGUCUCACUUAUGGGAGGCUUGCUUCCUUUUGGCAGCAUAUUCAUCGAGAUGUACUUUGUCUUCACUUCAUUUUGGAAUUACAAGGUGUACUACGUCUACGGUUUCAUGCUAUUGGUUUUCGUGAUCCUCAUAAUUGUCACCAUAUGUGUCACGAUUGUUGGCACAUAUUUCUUACUUAAUGCCGAGAACUACCAUUGGCAGUGGACCUCUUUCUUCUGUGCUGCAUCAACUUCCAUCUAUGUUUACCUCUACUCUAUCUAUUAUUACUUUGUCAAGACCAAGAUGUCUGGUUUCUUCCAGACUAGCUUCUAUUUUGGCUACACUCUGAUGUUCUGUCUAGGUUUAGGAAUGUUUUGUGGUGCUAUUGGUUAUCUCGGGGCCACCUUGUUCGUAAGAAGGAUUUACAGGAAUAUCAAAUGUGACUAAGAAAAGUGCAUCUUGCAGAAAGGAAUGGCGCUGGGGAUAGAGAGAUCAGCCUUUUGACAGUAUAUAUGAAGCCUAUUGAAAUUGGAUCGAGGGUAUUUACCUUUGCACUUCAGGUGCCAUAGCUUUCCAAUUUUUUGUAGGCUAGGUAAACAAGCCUUCUUAUUACAUUAUUUUAGUACAGAUGUUUGCUAUACUUGUAGUGUGUCUACUUAUUGUAGAAAAUCACAUUGAGCUCCAUUGUUUUAGCUUUUUUUCUUCUUCUCUUUUUUUUUUUGGAUCAAAUUGACGAGUUUUGCAGUUCUUGUCCCUCUAUGAAAUGGAUUGUUGACUGUACUGAGGACCCAAUAAUAUCUUAUCCAGUCUAUAUUUCUCAUUA